AGCAGAACUAACAGUUGCUUAGAUUUCUAGAAAGUUAUGGCUGUAAAAUAACCAAAUUUCUUUGUUUUCCAUGAACAUUAUUUUACUAAUUGAUCUCAACGGGAGCUUGAAGGUGUUUGCCGAGCUUUAUACAUCAAAGCACGUAUGAAAUUCCACUCGAAUCAUUUAAGCUCGGGAAUGUUGGUUAAUUUAACGGAAUCGCGUUCGUCUUCGUAGUGUUGAUUGGUGGUGUAUUUGUUUGGAUCGCUUCAUUGACCAUUACGUCUGUGUAAUAAAAUAAUGUGUUUCUGUCUUAAAAGACAUGAGUAGUGCUGCAGUUGCGAAUUGCAUGAAAAUGCCGCUGUCGCGAACACACAUACUUUCAGUCACCUCAUCUAAUUCAAACAUUCAGGAUGGUAGCACUUUACCACCUGUGAAAAUAAGUUCACCACCAACCUCGGCCGUCUUACCUGAUCUGUACAUUCAAGACAGCGACAGCUUGCCUCCCGUAAAAAUAAGUCCACCCCCAUCGCUGAUUCAGUACUUACACACACGUAUGGUAAAUAGACUAACACCUUCUGGUAUGCCCUUGCAGCCACAACAAGAGAAACCGAAAACGAUGGUUGCAACACCGGAACAAGUAAUGAAGCUCUACAUGAAUAAGUUAACUCCGUACGAGCACCAGGAAAUUUUCGAUUAUUCUCAAAUAUAUUUCAUCGGAGCAAAUGCUAACAAACGUCCCGGAAUCAUCGGUAACCCCAACAAUUGUGAAUAUGACAACGACCAGGGAUCUUACUUACACAUACCCCACGAUCAUGUCGCAUAUCGUUACGAAGUUCUUAAAGUAAUAGGCAAAGGUUCCUUCGGACAGGUGGUUAAGGCCUACGACCACAAGACGCACACUCACGUGGCUUUAAAAAUGGUACGCAACGAAAAACGUUUUCAUAGACAAGCGCAAGAAGAAAUUCGCAUAUUAGAGCAUCUACGUAAACAAGAUAAGGAUAACACGAUGAAUAUCAUACACAUGCUGGACUCGUUCACGUUUCGCAACCACAUGUGCAUUACUUUCGAACUUUUAUCGAUGAAUCUCUACGAGCUUAUCAAGAAAAACAAAUUUCAGGGUUUCAGUUUGCAGCUUGUCCGAAAAUUUAGCCACUCGCUCCUUCAAUGUUUAGAUGCCUUAAAUCGUAAUAAGAUAAUACAUUGUGACAUGAAGCCCGAAAAUGUUCUUUUAAAGCAACAGGGACGUAGCGGUCUUAAGGUGAUUGACUUCGGAUCUUCGUGUUACGAACACCAACGUGUUUACACAUACAUUCAAUCUCGGUUCUAUCGGGCGCCCGAGGUCAUUUUAGGAGCUAAAUACGGUAUGCCUAUUGAUAUGUGGUCGUUGGGAUGUAUUCUCGCCGAACUACUGACCGGCUUUCCUCUUUUACCGGGCGAGGACGAGGCCGAUCAGUUGGCGUGUAUAAUCGAAUUGCUGGGAAUGCCUCCCCAGAGAUUGUUAGAUCAGUCGAAGCGCGCGAAAAAUUUCAUUAGUUCUAAAGGAUAUCCACGUUAUUGUACAGCCACUACUUUAAGUGACGGAACUGUAGUUCUUAGCGGAGGACUUAGCCGUCGCGGGAAACCUCGCGGGCCUCCCGGAUCGAAGGAGUUAAAACGAGCUCUGAAGGGUUGCGAUGACCCCCUAUUCUUGGAUUUCAUUAAGCGUUGUUUGGAAUGGGACCCGGAAGUAAGGAUGACGCCAUCUAUCGCUUUACGUCACGCAUGGUUACGUAGGCGAUUACCGCGGCCUCCUCACAGUACGGUAGAAAUCAUUAGAAUACCUUCUCAUAAUCGCAGUCCUCCCAAGAGCAAUACUUUAACUAGCAAUAGCAGUACCAAAGUUAGGGUGCAACUGAAUGACGAGCGUUCUGCUACGCUCCAUUCUCAACACAGUACUCAUUCAGGAAAAUUGCCACCUGUUACAUAGCUUCUUCCUGCCCCCGUUCAUUAUGUGAUCUUAGGUUAGUUAGUUAGUUGAUGACUGUGUGAUUCAUGCAUUGAUCACAAAAGAUUUCUUUACGAUCUGCAUAUCAUCCAUACUUGAAUGUUUAUAAAUAUGAUGAGCCAUUACUGAAUAAUCAUUUUUACAAUAGUAUGGUUGUUACAAGGUAUUCGUGGGUACCAAAUUAAUAUGCAGUUUUUCCAUGCAAUUUUUAGUAUAUGGACAAAUUAGUAUGGUAAGUUUCUCUAGUGUUACUUUUCUACAUUGUAUUAAUUAGUUAUCGCGAAUCGGUAAUUAUCACAUUAUUUAUAUUAUUUAUCUUUGCGCUAUAUUAUUCUACACAACGUGAAUUUGACUUUAUCGAAUGAAUGCCGUUUUGUUCUGGUAAUGUUGGUUUAACCCGGCAACAAUUUAGUGACGACUCUUAUUUCACUAUAAUACUCUUAUAUUUAUUUAAGAAUUUAAACGGUCACUGCCAUAGUACGCGUUGCAUAUUUUUACAUCAUUUUUAAAGUAUUUAUGAAAUGUUUUACGCAUUUAAAUGAUCACUAGGUAAUUAUAAUCAAUUCAAGUUUGAUUUGUGCGGUUCAUCGAUGUAUCGGUUAAAAUGCUACGUAUUGUGAUAAGGACUAGUUGAAUAUUAAAUCGGCUUCUUUUUGUUAGUUUAUAUAUUAUUAGAUAAUUUUCGUUGUUAAUGUGAGGACACCGUAACGCCGCCCUUAUUCUGUUUCUCGAUUAAUUUUAUUGUGAUAUCGUCCAAAUUGACAGCUGCCAAUUUUAUUUGACGUAAUUGACAUUAAGCUUGCAGCAUGACUCAGUUUUUCUCGAUACUUAAAUAAUCGCCCUCUAUUAUUAAACGAGUAGUUUAAUAACUGCCAAUUGGCACUUGACAUUAAAAUGUAUUGACCAAAUAAUUAUAAUAAAUGUAUUCUUUAAUCAGGGAUUCGAAUAUACGAUUAAUCCAAAUGUUAGGACCUUGAUCACUAGCUGGCGCCUUUUAAAUCUUACACUUUCAAGUGGUUUAAUUUUGUAACAGUAAAAAUAGUGAUAUGCAAGAAGACAACAAAGGGAAAAUAAUAUUCUAUUAAAUUAAAAGGAAGUAUUUUCCUACUUACAUGUAACUAUAGGCGUAUACAAGGUAAGGCAGUAUUAUUUAUUUCUACAUCACAAUAAAAAAUGCCGAUGUUCGGCUUGCCAUUUACACUCUCAUUGCCAAUAAAUAAAUUUUCACUUUAUUGGUGUGCUUGAAACUCAAAAUUACAUUAUUUUUCUUGCUCGAUUCUUUUUCAUGACGUCCACAUUGGGAUAUAUUAAUUUUGAGAUUUGCUGCUUAAAUGCUCUAUUGGUUAUUUCCGAGGUUAUUUCCUAAUAAUUAAUAAAAAUAUUAAUUACUGUACAAUAAACAAUAGAUCAUGAACACUUUAAAACUCGGUAUUGUAUCAAUUGAAAGUUGGCCACAUUUUUGUUGUGUGCAAGGUAUCAUUCUACCUAACAAUGAACCGACAAUCAGUAUUUUAUAGCGAUACAUUUUUAACAGCGAAAACUAGACAUGCUGCAAGAUUAAUGCAAAUUAUUUUUUACGUAACACUUCUUUUCAAAGUGAUCGUUUUGUGGGUACAUUUGGUCUUGCAUUCACUUUGAGCUCUCUACAGUAUCAUGCCAUAUUUUUUUCGAAUACGUUCAAUUUCAAUUAUUAUUCCCAAACAUCAAAAUCGCAAAAGAGUCGAAUCUGGGGAAUAAUAGGCCUAAUUUUUUGUAUUAUCCGUUGGUAUUAUCUAAAAUCAAUUGAAUCUUAUACUCGAACUUUUCCCAUCUGCUCAAGCCCGCUAGUCUUUAGUUCAAACUAUUUUAUAACUUGCAUUUACCCUUAGUUUUAAUCCUUGUUUCGUAUGAAGACUGAAAAGCGUGACGUGUCACCUCUUCGACUUUCGCAUUUUAGUUGUAGUUCUCACGGUACUAAAUCUAAUCGAGGUGGAAACGAAGGCGACCAUACAAAUCAUUUCACGGUACAAUGGGUAAGGGGUGUUUAGGAUUGAUAGACAAUUUUUUCUCGCAUACUUUAGCGUUAGGAAAGAUCUCAGUGGUACUUAAUAGUGCGACAAUAUGUGAGCGUGAUAACUUUUCAAAAGUAUUGCAUCUUUUGUCCUUAUCUCUUAUAGCUUUCAUUUCGUAUAAUGUAACUAUAGUGGUGUUAUAAAGUCAAAUUCAUCUUAACGAGGAAUGGGAGCUAUUUAGUAUUCGAGUGUAACUAUUUUGUACUUUUGUUAGUGUAGGUGUUUUUUUUAAAUGUCUUAAGUAUCGAAUAGCACCACUGUACAGGGAUAUUUCACAGGCUGCAUGAAACCUUCUUUGAGCGAUCUUUUCAUUUACCCAACAUAUACUCGGUUAGUGUAUGAAAUUGCCACGCCCUCUCAUCAGGUAUUGGGUAAGCAAGAGAAUGGCUCAACAUUCAUUACACUAAUGCAUUUCUGUUUGAAGUCAUAGCUGCCAAUUUGUAACGUAACAUAGCCACUAAGUUCAUUUCCGAUCACAAAACAUACAAAACGUUUAUCAUUUACUUGGGAGCUUUACUUAAACUUCGUGUUUUGUGCAAUAUUGCUUAGGUUAUUGUUUGAAACAUGCUCCUGUUGCUCUUGAAUUGUUUAAACGUAUUGUAAUCUAUGUUUCGGAAAUGAGUGUAUCAGUGUAUGUAGUAACAAAUGUUGUUAAUGUUGCUUUUAAAAUUUGAAUUGAGCCACACAAAUGAAAGUUUGAUGUGGUUGACAGCAUUUGUUUCACUUGCAACUGAAUUUUUACUAGUGCCUAUAGCGAUGAAUUUGUAUUUUAGGUUUCAAUAUUGUUGUACAUAUAUAUUAAGUUAGUAUUAGUCUUGUCACAUGUGGAAUACUAAUAUCUAAAACUUCUAAGGUAAAAUGAGUAAAGGCUACUUAAUUGACGUUGUGGUGAUUUAGUCUAGAAGCAAAUCGAGCGAUGUUGAAUAACUGCUCUGCUAAGUGAUUCUAUAUUAUAAUUUUUUUAGCAUUUUAAGUUUUUUGACUGAAAUGAAAAUCCUAUGUAAAUGAAUGCACAAUAAUAUUAAGUAUUUCGUAAACUUUUCAUGUUUGCAGAUUUUGUACCGAUUUUUACACUUAAAAACGUUUUAUUUCAUUUACUAUACAGUUUCAGUUCGUAAUUACCAACAAUUACAUUAUGAAACGCUUUUUACGAUGUUAUUUAAAUAAGUGAUUUGUUUAUCAUAACGUCUAUGUAAAAAUCAAUUUUUUACAUGCAGUGAAAUUUUCUAUUGCGAUUCAUUGUUUUUCGUUAAAUUUUACAAACAGCAUUAUGUUUUGGCAAUUGAACAACUCAAAUUGCUCCAAAUGCCCUUAGUAAUGUGAUGCAUCUAAUUUAAGGAUUAUGUUUACAUUACAAAUAUAAACAAAUAAACAUAUUAUUUUGCUUUA
This is a messenger RNA of Photinus pyralis (common eastern firefly), 5406 nucleotides long. It is a transcript of the gene Dyrk3, whose product is annotated as dual specificity tyrosine-phosphorylation-regulated kinase 2. Gene Ontology annotation, molecular function: ATP binding; protein serine/threonine kinase activity; protein serine/threonine/tyrosine kinase activity. Gene Ontology annotation, biological process: peptidyl-serine phosphorylation; peptidyl-threonine phosphorylation. The coding region runs from base 302 to 1948 and encodes 548 amino acids. The record is from RefSeq and is a predicted model, not a curated record. Lineage: Eukaryota; Metazoa; Arthropoda; Insecta; Coleoptera; Lampyridae. The transcript has 2 exons. Gene Ontology annotation, cellular component: nucleus.